AUGGAGAGCUGCAGCUUCCAGAGCCAGCUGCUGUCCGUCAUGGAGGUGCUGGCCAAGGCGGCUGUGGCGGAGAUCAACCGGCGUGUGGAUGACAGCUGCGCGGUGCUCCGGCUGGAGGUGAGCCAGAGCCGGCGGGACAUCGAGCUGCUGAAGACCAAGUGCGAGGUGAUGGAGGCGGAGCUGCGGAGGAGCAGGAUGAGAGCCAGGAGGAAAGCAGGAGAGAGGUGUUCUCCUUUAGUCAAAGUAGUUCUGAGCACAGAAAGUCAGAGCUCAGACUGGGACAGACACAUGGAUGCUGAGGCAGCAGAUCAGCUCCAGCAGUGUGCAGACAUGGAGCCUGUUAAUGAAGCUGAACACAUACACAUCAAAGAGGAGUGUGCAGAGGAGGCCACAUGGAGGACCGACCCAGACCACAAACUGAUCUCUGGAGCUGAGCAGCUGCCAUGUUUCGACGCCACACCACCUGCCCAGACUGACAGCUUUGCAGAGCGUUACCGCUCAGCUGAAAACCCAGCCAACCCUGAAUCUCUGCUUCCCCCAGCAGACGGCUACAACGCUUUCCCAGAGCAGCAGUUUAACAGAAACCAGAAUGAGGCGGCACUCGUAGUGAAACACGAGAAAGAGGAAGGGCCCGACGAGAACGCAGCUCCACUCGAUUCAGCCGCCACAUUUGUGACAGAGGAAGCAGAGGCACAGCUGUGGUCGGCCAAUCUGUGCAGAGACGCUGCUGAUCCAGGCGUCUCGUACGCCGGGCAGCAGUUUGAGCAGAUUCCUGCUGUGUUCGCAUCUCAAACCAGCUUACAUCUGGAGGAUAUGGUGCCCAGAAUUCCUUCAGUGGGGAAAACACACUCUUUGGUGGUGGUGAGUGCAGCUCGGGUGAAAAGACGAGUCAGAAGCUUCGUAUGUAAAAGGCCACAACCGGAUGAAGGACACGGUGCUUUGUCUCAGAUUAAUUCAAUGGAUUCAAGUUUGAUUCAACAGCAUCAGUACAGAGAUUCAGCCCCUCUCACAAGGAACCCAAAUGAGGAUAUGAUGUCGCCGAACUCCGCCGUCUCUCUGAGCCGCGGCAGCUUCGGCCUGGCGAGGAGGAUGAGGGUGCCCUGGAGGCCCGGCCUCUGCGAGAAGAGGUUCAGCUGCUCGUACUGCGACAAAAGCUUCACCAGGUUCAGUCAGCUCAAAGAGCACCUGAGGAGUCACACGGGCGAGAAGCCGUUCAGCUGCAUGCAAUGCGGUCGCAGCUUCACCAAGCAGUGCAACCUGAUCAGACACGCCGUGGUCCACAGCGGGGAGAAACCCUACGAGUGCUCGCUGUGUGGGAAGUGCUUCACCCAGCGAUCCAGCCUCAAGUCCCACCAAAAAACAGCUCACUGAGAUUACAGGAGUUUGUUUUCUACAUCUGCCUUCUGUGUUUCAUGACUUCAAGAACACAACAUGUUUUUCUGAAGUGUUUAACUGGAGCUUGUUGAUAUUUUUGAUAAAUCGUUUUGUUUUAUUGUUGUGUUGCUCUAAAUUAUAACACAACAUCAGACGAGUAUUAAACUUAACCCUCCGAACCCCAAAACUCGCCGAAGAGUCUGAAAGACAUUUUGUUUGUACAAAUCCCCCAAACUACAAUAUUUAUCAGCGUCGCAAACUGUAAAAACAGAAAGAACAGUCAGAUUUUCAACUUGCUCAACU
This is a messenger RNA of Stegastes partitus (bicolor damselfish), 1677 nucleotides long. RefSeq names its product zinc finger protein with KRAB and SCAN domains 2. Gene Ontology annotation, biological process: embryo development; regulation of transcription by RNA polymerase II. Gene Ontology annotation, cellular component: nucleus. Gene Ontology annotation, molecular function: RNA polymerase II transcription regulatory region sequence-specific DNA binding; DNA-binding transcription factor activity, RNA polymerase II-specific. NCBI's taxonomy places the organism in Eukaryota, Metazoa, Chordata, Actinopteri, Pomacentridae. The record is from RefSeq and is a predicted model, not a curated record. The transcript is spliced from 4 exons. Bases 1 to 1371 code for a protein of 456 amino acids.